AUGGUCCUGACGGGCGAAUGUGACGAACAUACCAUCAAAGAGCCGCACGACUGGACGAAAGUGUUCAAGGACGUUUGUGCAGACUGUAAGCCUGCAAGUGCCAGUCGGAGUCAGAGCCAGAGUCAAAGCGAGAAUCUGACGACGGGGAAAAGGUCGACAAAACCCGAAGCCAAAGCCAAAGCCAAAGCAUUGCGAAACGACGGCAAAGACGAGGACGGGCAAAGCGAAAGCGAGAAAAGCGAGACGAGCAAUAAUGGCAGCACCACAACGAAGGCCUCAAGUACUAGCACUCCAAAAGGACACGACAGCGACAACGACACGGACACCGACAAGAGGCGCACGCACAACAAAUUGAACAUGAGAAUGAGCUCCGAGGUGGAGUCCGGGGGACACCAACUCGAACACGAUCAAGAAAAAUCGAUGGCGGAGGAUACUGAUACUAGUAUUCCAUUUUGUGAAAAUUGGGACAGAGUCUCGGUGGACUGGGCUCUGCGUCAAUUCAUCGGCCGGUGCAUACUACUUUGGUACGAAAUUUAUGAAUUUCGCCUUGCAUUCGGCGUGCUGACGAUGAUUGUGCUGCUUGUCUGUGCGGCGCGUUUGGAUCGGUGUUUGUGUUUGGCAGGAGAUGUCUUGUGA
Exophiala xenobiotica is the source of this 636-nucleotide messenger RNA. RefSeq lists its product as uncharacterized. The record is from RefSeq and is a predicted model, not a curated record. The transcript has a single exon. The coding region runs from base 1 to 636 and encodes 211 amino acids. NCBI's taxonomy places the organism in Eukaryota, Fungi, Ascomycota, Eurotiomycetes, Chaetothyriales, Herpotrichiellaceae.